Messenger RNA from Sinocyclocheilus rhinocerous, 1360 nucleotides. RefSeq lists its product as uncharacterized. Gene Ontology annotation, biological process: regulation of establishment of bipolar cell polarity; establishment of mitotic spindle orientation. The transcript has 6 exons. Gene Ontology annotation, cellular component: spindle. NCBI's taxonomy places the organism in Eukaryota, Metazoa, Chordata, Actinopteri, Cypriniformes, Cyprinidae. The record is from RefSeq and is a predicted model, not a curated record. Bases 1 to 1260 code for a protein of 419 amino acids.
AUGCUGGCGUAUCAUAGGAGGAGUCAGCAGAGAGCUCAGCCCGGUUUGUAUGUGGGUGUCCUGAAGCUCUGCAGCUCUGUGGAUCAGCUCCGCAUCCUGGUCCCGCAGCGAUUACCCAACAUGCCCUGCCACUGCCGUGUCAGGAACCGGCCACACGUCUCACGGGAGGAGUGGGCGUGGCUACAGGAGCACGCAGUGGGCGGGGCCUGUGGCGGUCAGGAGGGUGGGGAUGACUCUGUGAUUGACAGCUCAGGUGUCGAGGACUUUGUGAAGGCGCUGCGAUCUGCAGUGACUCAACUGCUGACCAAACUCAAUGUCCCACUGGAACGGGCAAGUGAGUACCGUGUCUACACGCAGGAGCUGCUGCAGGUUGGCGAUCAGGUGUCUGUGAUUCUCCUGCUGCCGCCCUGUGAGGAGUUCAGAUCCCGUCAGCGUCCAGCAGAGGGAGCUCAGCACACCUUCACCGUCCCCAUGCACUGCUUUGAGCUCGUGCACUUGUGGGCGUAUGAGCGGGAUCUGCUGUCUCAGUACUGUCAGCUGUGGCUCAGACUGGAGCUGGACGUCCGUCUUUCCCAGCAGGCUUUGAGAGAAGCGUUGGACACUAAAGAGCUGCAGGAGGCUACGGAGAGACACGCACACAUCACACAGCUGGCACAGAGUCUGUCUGCGCUGUGGAGCGAGAGCCGCUGGCUGAUGGACGUCAUUCAGACGCUGCGCUCCAAACACUCGGAGGGGGCGGUGCCUCUGGGGCGAGUCAUGACCUCACAACCGCCAAUCAGAUCAGCCGCUGAUGAGGACACGCCCCCUGCUUUACAUACGGUAGAACAGAUGCAAACAGCAGAGGUCAUGGGGUCAGAGGUCAGCGCACCUGUGGAGGUCACAGACGGGGUCAUGUGUCCGGAGACGCCCACCUCACACUACACCGAUGAGCCCCGUUCCCAUGGAAACAGCACCCAUCGCCAUGGAAACAGCCUCCGGCAGAUGCACUCAUGUCCUGAACUCAGUGAUCCGGCCGCCUCACAUCCCAUAAUGCCUGCAGACGAAGGUCAGGAGCUGCUGACAGAGAUGAUGGACCUGUUCCAGAGCCUGGAUCUGCUGGGAGGCAGUCUGACAGACCUGCAGGAGCUGGACUGGAGCGAUCCAGAACCGGAUCUGCAGAACCAGGACCAGGAUGACAGGACGGGAGCGACGGACGGUGCCAUGACCCACAGGGGACAUCCGGUCAGGAGUCUGGUGGAGUGGGUCAAAUCAACGAUUUAAUCAAACCCAGUCUGGACUAGUGAUGGCCGCUUUUGAAUCACUUCUUAAUGAGGCGUCAAAAACGUUGCGAAUCAUUUGUUUCGAAACAGUGGUUCGGAGC